UACAUCGCAUUCAUUUACUCCACCAGUGCUUCACGACCAGACUUGUCAAGCACCGGUUUCCAUUGUUGCUAUCACUCAGACUACAUCUCGCAGGCCAUCUCUGCAAAUCUCAAGAUGUCGUUCGAAACACAAUCCACCAUCCACAGCUUCGGAGGCAAGCUGCUGAAGUUGGCACACGAGUCCAAAGUUCUGGGCUGCCAGAUGAAGCUGAACCUCUAUCUGCCUCCCACGGCCAGUGCCUCCCAAGCGGCACCAGUCCUGUUCUACUUGGCCGGUCUAACCUGCACCGGCGACAAUGGCGCCGAGAAGGGGUUCCUCCAACACAAGGCUUCGCAGAAGGGCAUUGCUGUGGUCUAUCCCGAUACGAGUCCGCGUGGGCUGGGGAUUGCAGGUGAAGACGAGAGCUAUGAUUUCGGCAGUGGCGCAGGUUUCUACGUCGAUGCCACCAAGGAGCCCUAUAGCAAGGGCUACAAGAUGUACAGCUACAUCACAAGCGAGCUUCCGGAGGCGCUCUUUGCCCAUUUCAAGGAGCUCGACGGCUCGCGCGUGUCCAUCACUGGCCACAGCAUGGGCGGUCAUGGCGCGCUCACUUUGUUCCUCAAGAACCCAGGCAAAUACAAGUCCGUCUCAGCUUUUGCUCCAAUCGCGAACCCUUCGCAAUGCCCCUGGGGAGAGAAAGCCUUUGGCGGAUACUUCGGCCAAGAGGACAAGGCCGCAUGGAAGGAGCACGACGCCACUGAGCUCAUCGCCAAGUUCCCGAACGCGACGGACAUCCUCAUCGAUGUGGGUACUGGAGACAACUUCUACAACCAGAAGCAGCUGUUGCCAGAGAAUUUCGAGAAGGCUGCGAAGGCGGCAGGGAAGUCCAUUACGGUGCGGUUCCAAGAUGGAUACGAUCACAGCUACUUCUUCAUAAGUACAUUUGCUGAUGAUCAUGUGGAGCAUGCUGCCAAAUAUCUGCUGGCGUAGGGGAUGUGUCGUGCUGGAGAGGCAUGGCCGUGAAGCAGUCGCCGAGUCCAAAGGGCUGCUUUUUAGAUCAAGAAAGGAUCAUGAAUGCGCAUAAAUGAAACCCCAGCGGAGUGCAGCAUUUGCAGACGACGGUGCAAUUGGA
Molecule: messenger RNA, 1111 nt
Organism: Dissoconium aciculare CBS 342.82
Lineage: Eukaryota; Fungi; Ascomycota; Dothideomycetes; Mycosphaerellales; Dissoconiaceae
Product: S-formylglutathione hydrol
Exons: 2
Coding region: 115-969 (284 amino acids)
Biological process (GO): formaldehyde catabolic process
Cellular component (GO): cytosol
Molecular function (GO): S-formylglutathione hydrolase activity
Source: RefSeq, a predicted model, not a curated record